Messenger RNA from Leptonychotes weddellii (Weddell seal), 4319 nucleotides. RefSeq names its product protein regulator of cytokinesis 1 (gene PRC1). NCBI's taxonomy places the organism in Eukaryota, Metazoa, Chordata, Mammalia, Carnivora, Phocidae. Gene Ontology annotation, cellular component: spindle; mitotic spindle midzone; cytoplasm. The record is from RefSeq and is a predicted model, not a curated record. Gene Ontology annotation, molecular function: microtubule binding. Gene Ontology annotation, biological process: mitotic spindle midzone assembly; microtubule cytoskeleton organization.
CCGCGGUGACCUAACGGCUCCCGGAGCCGCGGCUUGAAGCAAGACAGCCGGUGCUUGUGGGAGGUUGCUGCGCCCAGCCCCGCGUGGAGGAGGUGUGGGGCCUCGACGGCCGGCUGCUUGGAGCGUCCGCCAUGAGGAGAAGUGAGGUGCUGGCAGAGGAGUCGAUAGUAUGUCUCCAGAAAGCUCUGAAUCACCUUCGAGAAAUCUGGGAAUUAAUUGGGAUUCCAGAGGACCAGCGGUUACAAAGAACUGAGGUUGUAAAGAAGCAUAUCAAGGACCUCCUGGAUAUGAUGAUUGCUGAAGAGGAAAGCCUGAAAGAAAGGCUCAUCAAAAGCAUUUCCAUCUGUCAGAAAGAGCUGAAUACCCUGUGCAGCGAAUUACACGUCGAGCCAUUUCAGGAAGAAGGAGAGACGACCAUCUUGCAGCUAGAAAAGGAUUUGCGCACUCAGGUAGAACUGAUGCGAAAACAGAAAAAGGAACGAAAACAGGAACUGAAACUACUUCAAGAACAAGAUCAAGAGCUGUGUGAAAUUCUUUGCAUGCCCCACUAUGACAUCGACAGCACCUCAGUUCCCAGCUUAGAAGAGCUGAGCCAAUUUAGACAGCACGUGGCCACGAUGAGGGAAACAAAGGCAUCUAGACGUGAGGAGUUUGUCAACAUAAAGAGACAGAUCAUCCUGUGUAUGGAGGAAUUAGAUCACACCCCAGACACAAGCUUUGAAAGAGAUGUGGUGUGUGAAGAUGAAGACGCCUUUUGUUUAUCUCUGGAGAAUAUUGCAACACUACAAAAGUUGCUUCGGCAGCUGGAAAUGCGAAAAUCACAAAAUGAAGCAGUGUGUGAGGGUCUGCGAGCUCAGAUCCGAGAGCUCUGGGACAGGUUGCAGAUACCUGCAGAAGAGAGAGAAGCUGUGGCCACGGUUAUGACUGGGUCAAAGGCCAAGGUCAGGAAAGCGCUGCAAUUGGAAGUGGAUCGGUUGGAAGAACUGAAGAUGCAAAACAUGAAGAAAGUGAUUGAGGCAAUUCGAGUGGAGCUGGCUCAGUAUUGGGACCAGUGUUUCUACAGCCAGGAGCAGAGACAGGCUUUUGCCCCCUACUAUGCUGAGGACUACACGGAAAAUCUGCUCCAGCUCCAUGAUGCUGAGAUUGUGCGGUUAAGAAACUACUAUGAGGUUCACAAAGAACUCUUUGAAGGUGUCCAGAAGUGGGAAGAAAGCUGGAGACUUUUCUUGGAGUUUGAGAGAAAAGCUUCAGAUCCAAGUCGAUUUACAAACCGUGGAGGAAAUCUUCUAAAAGAAGAAAAGCAACGAGCCAAGCUUCAAAAAACACUCCCCAAGUUGGAAGAGGAGUUGAAGGCACAGAUUGAAAUGUGGGAACAGGAGCAUUCGAAGGCAUUUGUGGUGAAUGGGCAGAAGUUCAUGGAGUACGUGAUGGAGCAAUGGGAGAUGCAUCGACUGGAGAAGGAGCGAGCCAAGCAAGAAAGACAACUCAAGAACAAGAAGCAGACAGAGACAGAGAUGCUCUAUGGCAGUGCUCCCCGAACCCCCAACAAGCGGCGAGGACUGGCACCCAACACACCGGGCAAAGUGCGCAAGCUGAACACUACCACCAUGUCCAAUGCUACGGCCAACAGCAGCAUUCGGCCGGUCUUCGGGGGGACAGUCUACCGUUCGCCUGUGUCUCGACUUCCACCUUCUGGCAGCAAGCCAGUCAUCACUUCCACUUGUUCGGGGAAAAAAACACCCCGUGCUGGGAGGCAUGGAGCCAACAAGGAGAACCUGGAGCUCAAUGGCAGCAUCCUGAGCGGUGGGUACCCCGCCUCGGCCCCCCUCCAGCGCAACUUCAGCAUUAAUUCUGUUGCCAGCACCUAUUCUGAGUUUGCGAAGGAUCCGUCCCUCUCUGACAGCUCCACUGUCGGGCUUCAGCGAGAACUUUCAAAGGCUUCCAGAUCUGACGCUACUUCUCGAAUCCUCAAUUCGACCAACAUCCAGUCCUGAGAAGCCCUGAUCAGUCAGCUGCUGUGGCUUCCUGUGCUUAGACUAGAUCUGAUUAGACAGGGGUGAUUUUUCUUGAGUUUAGGUGUGCUUGAAAAUCUGGUUCCACUGCCACGGGCCUAACGACAGAUGUGAAUGAGAGUUACAGAUGAAGAUCCAUCAGAGGUUUAGUGGGUCUUCAAAAACUUGAUUUUGUUUUGACCCAAGAAAUACAUUAAAACUUAGUUCAUAGUGGUAAGUGCAAAUUUUAGCAGAUGGAACCUGAUUUCUUUGCCCCGUAAUUCUACUUGCUGAAGCACGAGCAAGGGCUUGUAUCUCACCAUUGUGUAGCAAAAAUGAUUGUGCCCAUCCUGGGAGCAUGGGACAUGAAGUGAGAUUGGCCUGUACCCUUAGAAUUAGUAAUUAACAUCUUUUUUGCUUAGGGAUGUUCCAUUAAUGCUAUAGCUGUGAUAGCUUUGCUCUCACCUAAAGAUCUGUCUCCACCACACAGGAUAGCCUUCCUCCUGAUGAGGGUGUCUGUGUGUCAAAGUUGAGACGGCCUGACCUACUGCCAAAGAGGUGACAGGGAGGCUGGGAGCUCCUUUGUUUUGGUUAUAUAGUGCAAUGCCCUUUGUGGGGUAUGUGUGUCCGAACACACACGCUCACCUGAACGCUGUUUCUGUAGUCUUCUCUGGGUCGAGGCCCCCAGCCCUGUGCCCACUGGGCCGGAGUUCGUCUGCCCCCUGCAGUUGGCAGCCACGGUGGGAGGCGGUCGGGACGGGUUGGGCCAUUUCUGUCCCGGAGAUCUGGAACUUUGCACAUGUCAGUACUGGGGAGUUCCUCACCUACCCUGCCGAUCACUACUGCUCUCCCCGAAGCCCUAUUUAUUCUCACUCUGCCUGCCCGUCAGCACGUUCAAUGGUUCUCGAAAGCUCGCGGCAUGGGUUUGGUCUGUGUCAGCCAUGCUGCUUAGACGCAUACAUGUCCUGUUUUUAAAAAUAUAAAUAUAUUCUUGAAAAUAAAUUAAUGCGUAUACUGACGUUUCAAAAAGAUACAUGGUGGUGGUUUUUCUUUUUUCCCCCAAAUCACUUUUUGGUCAGUUUGGUCUGUGGAAAACAGAAAAGACUAAAAACAUACAAGAAAUUUUUAGUCAGGAGUGUGAUUUUUAUAUUCUUUUAUGCACUUAUUUCUAAAUUUAAAAUAUUUUUUAUUUUGAGGAAAAAUCCAACUCCUGAUAUAUAAAGGGGCUGAAGUCCUAUUAGGAAAUUUAUGGCUACAUUGUUGUCUGCCCUUAACAGGAUUAACUUUUACAGGGUGAGGUUGCCUGGCCCUUUGGUUUUUUAACAGCCUUUGAUUAGAAAAUACACGUUGGAAGUGUAUACUUGGAUAAAUUUUGAUGUAUAUGUACACCUGUGAGACCAUCGCCCCAAUCAAGUCCUGUUAUCCUAGGUUUUGCAAAAAUCUUCUCCCAGUCUGUGGCUUCUCUUCUCCUCCUUUUAACAGUGUUUCUGAACAACAGAGGGUUAACUUUGAUAAAGUCCCGUUUCUCUUUAGAUUGUGCGUUUGUUCUAAGAAAUCAUUACCUAAUCCAAGAGGUAACAGUUUUCUAGAAGUUUAAAAUUUCAGGUUUUGCAUUUAUGUCUGUGAUCCGUUUGGGCUCUGUGUAUUUAUGUGUAUGGCUCCAAGUCUGACUUCAAGUGAGUGCAUUUUCUUUGCAUACAGAUAUCAAGUUGUCUAGCAACGUUAGUUGAAAGGCUGUCCUUUCUCCACUGCACUGCCUUUGUACCACUGUCGAAAAUCAGCUGUAUCCAUUGGUCCUAAUGCCCAUACUCUAUGGUCUUGAUUACUGAAGAUUUAAUAUUCUUGAAACGAGUGUUAGCUUUCUAAUUUUAUUUUUUCAUUUCUGGCACUUAAGUAGGCUCCACACCCCACGUGGGACUUGCACUCAUGACUGGGAUCAAGAGUCGCAUGCUCUACCUGCUGAGCCAGCCAGACGCUUAUACCUUUAAAAGUCACUUUGGCUGUUCUAGGUCCUUUGCAUUUUCAUAUGAAUUUCAGAAUUAGCUUGUCAGUUUCUACAAAAAAUCGAGGAUUAUUGAAUCUAUAGAAGAAUUUAGGGAGAACUGACAUCUCCAUUUUAGAUGUUCUCUCACCGAUAUUUUAUAGGUCACAUAUACAGAUCUUUCACAUCUUUGUCAGAUUUAUUCCUAAGUAUUUCAUAUUUCUUGAUGCUACUGUGAUAUUCUUAAAUUACAAUUCCUGGUUGUUGCCUGCCUCUAGGAAUACAGUUGAUUUCUGUAUAUUGCUCUUGUAUUCUGCUUGCUAAACUCACUUAUUAAAAGAAAAAUG